AUGGCACAGACUCCAGAAGCAGAGGCGUUCAUCCAGCGUGUUCUUUCCACUCCCCACCAACCAGGGGCCUCUCUCGACCCUCUCCUCCAACCAUCACUCGACGAUGAGACCGACUUACGCCGCCUUUUCGCGACAGACAAGGCCAACCCGCGUCUGAGCGACCCAUAUGUGGGCCUCGUGGAUGUUUUCGCCGCCCCCGUCGACAUUCGCACCACUCGGGCACGUGUUGUCAACACUGACCUCAACACGAAAUAUGUUAUGCCGCUUUCCGACCAGAAUCGUAGGAGCGACGGCGAGCCCUCCAUGGUUACUGAUAUUGACGAGUUCAAGAAGAACUGGGGCGUGUUUUCUGAGGGUUCAUUGAGCCAGUUGUUGGACUGGAAUAAUGUCGUCGCUGCAGGAGGGUCGGUUCUAGCGUGUUUGACCCCUCUUUCGCCAGAAGCCAAGGCCUCGAAACGGGCCAUUCGCAAGUACUACCACAGUGCCGCGUACCCAACCUCGGAUGUUGACCUUUUCCUAUGGGGUUUGACGCCCGAGCAGGCAGAGGCCAAAAUCGUCCAGAUCUACGAAGCGGUUCGCGACUCUGUCCCGUGGGAUGUAACUUGUGUGCGGACUAAGCAUACUAUAUCGAUCCACUCCCAAUAUCCUUAUCGGUCUGUUCAAAUCGUUCUUCGUCUAUACUCAAGUCCUGCGGAGAUUCUCGCUGGCUUUGACAUUGAUGCGCCAUGCGUCCUGUUUAAUGGCAGCCGCGUCUACGCCAACCCUCGUGCCAUUGUCGCCAUGAUGCGCCAAUGCAACACCGUUGACAUGACCCGCCGGUCUCCUUCCUAUGAGGUUCGACUCGCGAAAUAUAGUGGCAGGGCAUAUGAAGUCUAUGUUCCGACACUCUCGCGCUCGGACAUUGACCCAACUAUCUAUGAGCGCUCAAUUGCUCGUAUUACCGGCCUCGCCCGACUAUUAGUUCUGGAGAAGCUCACUGACACGGACACGCGUUUCAACUUCCUAGAGUCGCGUCGCACACUUCGUGGUCGCUCCAACCCACUCAAUCAAUACAAUCGACGCAACAAGCGCAAGUUUAAAGGCGAUCUCAAAGCAGAUUCCUCCUUGAUGGGCAUGGAGAUGAAUGACUAUGACGUUGCUUCGCUUCACAUUCCUUAUGGUCCUGGUUGGGAUGCUCGUCGAAUCGAUAAACUCGUAUAUCAAACUGACCUUGGGAUGAACUCUACUUUCAAUCCCAAGAACAAGGGCCGUCGGCUGCAUCGUCAUCCAGCUUUCUUUGGGACAAUUCAAGAAUGCAUUGAGGACUGUUGCGAGAACUGUCCCCAACCAAUUGACGAGGAUGAACGCAAACUUCAAGCUGACGAGUCCGAUAUGUACAUCCAAGGGCGUAUCUCCUUCAUUCAAGAAGACCCUGGUCGUCAAUCCAUCUCUGGAAGCUUCAACCCUAUUGAUGUCGGCGAAUGGAGUGCCCAAGUCUACAUUGGUCCAACCGAAAAGUUCUUCACUGCUAUUGCAUCUGGCGAUCGUCAUGCUGUUGCCAAACUGCUGAAGAAGGGUCAAGACGUCAACCGCCGCGACCAUGUUGGUCGAAUGCCUAUUCAUGUCGCUAUUCUCUGUCGUCAAGUCGAAAUCGCGUGCGAUUUGAUCGAUGCUGGGGCAAGAAUGACUUCUCGUUUGGUGGAUGGACGGACCUCUCUGCAUCUUGCGGCCCAAAUGGAUCUACUUCAAGUGGUCGAAAAAUUGCUGAAGAAAAGUACACAGAACAAGCAACAGCUCGGCGAGACCGAUAUCGACGACGAGAAGCAAGAUGCAGAGGUUGUUGACCCCGAUAGAGUUCGCAUGUCGUCAGAAGAUGACUGGAGCUCCGAUGAGGACGAUAUGGCUAUGUCUGACGAGGAUGCUGAUUCCGAGGGUAGUGAAGAUGCGAAACCGAAUAAGACCGCGGCGGCCAAAGCAGAUGCCCCAGCUGAUCAACCUGCAAACGCUGGAGACCUUCCUGAAGAGGAGUUCGAUACCCCUGACGUGUUUGACAUCAACCUUCCCGACUGGGAUCUCACGUAUUCUCCACUUGCAUAUGCUAUCGUCUUUGGCUCUCUUCCCAUUGUCGAAACUCUCCUCGCCGCCGGUGCCGAUGCCAAAGCCCCCCUGCAAUCGAAAAACACCAACUCUGCAGUCUUGCCGUUAACCCUAACAAUUGUCGGCCACGACGAAGACCGGAGUUGUAAGAUUGCCGAACGUCUAAUUGCAGCAGGGGCAUCUUGUUCGGCGUUGGACACGGGUCAUGAAGCUCGAACAAUCUUCUGCCGAGCUGUCGAAGCCGACAAGGCCAAACUUGUUGCCACAUUUUUGCGAUGCGAUCCCAAUGCGAAAGCAGCACUCAACUAUCCUCAAGUUGGAUGGAGUGGUGCUCUUACUCCGCUGGUUGCGGCUGUGUCUCUGGGUUAUUACUCGACUGUUGCUACUCUUGUGGCAUAUGGUGUCAAGAUAGAUCUUCCACAAGAAGACGUUGAGCGGGCCUUCGCCGAAAGCAAGCAGUACAGCUAUGUUUCCGACAAGCGGAAUAACUCGGGAAUUGAAGCCGCUUUGGUCCGUCAUGACGACAUGGUCCGUUUGCUCACUGAGCUUGGGGGAGAGAUCAACGCGGGCGUUAAGCAGGCGAUGCAACAAUAUAGUCGUCCAGAGAGUCGGAGAACCUAUCUAGACUGGGUCCGCCAUGCUGUUGCUUAUGCCGAAGACCGUAUUUCCGAGUUCGAAGCUCAAAUCAAUCCACCAGCAGCACCGGUUGCUUCGCCAGAUGAGACCUUGUCGGGAUGGGCAAAAUUCUUGGCGGAUCACAUUGCUGAAACGAAGCGCAAGACGUCUCAAGCGAAGAGCCAGGCGAAUGGACCGUCCUACGAAGAGCAGUCACGUGACAAGUGGCUGGAUGUCAAAGGUUACCUGGUCGAUACAGAGAAGUUUUUGGUGGAGAAAGGCGCCAAGACGUGGCAGGAAGUCUUCCCUGAUCAAGUCACCACCGCUUCUGAGGAAGAAUCUCUUCAAACCUUUGGCAACCGCCGGCAUGCAGCACGUGCAGCUCAAGCACUACUUUCGGCCACGAUGGCUGCCCAAGCCCCGAAAGGCCCCAAGUACUGUGCGAUGACCGGUGGCUGGAAUCAACAAUCCGUUCCAAGCUUCUCGGAGCGUCUUUAUGACGAGCUUUUUGAGGCUUGUUAUGCCGGCAAGAACGAUCGUAUACAGGAACUCUGCUUGCCACCCAAAGUCGUCACAAGUGACUCGGGUCCGUUACAAAUUGCAGUCUGCGUUGCUGACGAGAGUGGAAACCAGUAUAUGCGAACAGGAUUCACUCCCUUGUUUGCUGCCAUUUCCGGGAAACACUGGGACACCGCGCGUUUGAUUGUGACGAUUGCUGCUGCACAGUAUAAAGCCCCAGAAGAUAAGAGGAAGUUCACUGUUGAUGUCGAUUCUGAUGAAGAUUCCGACGGUGACUCAGAGGGAUACGACUCUGAUGGUACCGUUGAACAAGCAGACAUCGACUUCGUGGACAUAGCGAAGCGCCCAUCCUCGGUUCAGUGCAAUGCUUCUCCGCAAGAUCUACUUCAAGCGGGCAACAAUGGAGUCGAGCCUUUCUCGACAGCCACCUUCAAAGACGACUUUGACCUAUUCAUAAACGCCUUCAGGCUUUACAAGCACUCGCCGAUACAUGCCGAGCUUCCCAACUACCUCCUCAGCAAUAUUCUCUCGUGGGACCGCCCCGAAAUGUUAGACGAGUUUAUCCGUCGCACUGGUCAGGGUAUCAAAAUCGAGACUCCCAAGUCUGACGAGUUGGCCCCGGUUGUUAACGACCAGAACAAGUUGUAUCUUGGCUUGAAUGUUCACGGGAAGAAGCGCAUGGAUCUUGCGAAGCGCAACGACCCGAAUGCAAGCAACGAGACGGACAAGUUCGAAGCUCCGCUUGUAUGGCGAGCGAUAUCUUCCAACGCCAAGAAGGUCCUCGACUACUUGUUGAGCGAGCGACCAUUGGAGGCAUACCGUUAUUACGCAGCGACGAACAAUACCGACACCUCUAGGCUGCUCAAGCAAACACCCGACCUCGAUAAAGUGCUCCCAGAAUGGCUUGGUCUCACAAUUACGCCUGUUGGCGAAUCACCGUUGACUGCGGCUCUGAUCAGCAAGAAGAUGGACAUCAUCACCUACCUUUUCAGCAAGCUGCCCAAACUUAUGAGCACUGCUGUCGAUGAGCGAAUUAAAUUCCUCGGUGUCAACACAGUUUCUGUUGCAGUUCAGCUAGGUUGCGACAAGGAAAUCGUGGACUUCCUUCUCGCUCAAGACAUUUCACCUGCAGAGAGGGAUCAGAACCGAGGAUGGAAUAUAUUCCACUACAUGGCCGACAAUUCGUAUACGAAUCACAAUGCAAGCCACUUUGGCGUGCUCGCAACGGACGUACUCGCAACGGCAACCCAAUCACCGCGUCAUCAACUGCUUGAACACCUCUUGAAAGAGCUGCCCCGUGAUGUCGUCGAAGCGUUGUUGGCCCAACAGUCUUACGGACGGCAAAACACUCCCCUUCAUGUCGCUGUUCAAAACGGCAAUCUCGAGGUCGUCAAACAGCUGCUCAACUUCUCGACCGCAACCGUCCUUGUCCGAAACGUCGCUGGGUCGAUUCCGCUCCAUCUUGCCAUUCGUCCAGGGUACCCCAAGAUAGCCCAGUUGCUCAUCAACGCCGCUCCUGAGGGUCUUUAUAUGGAAAACGGGGUUGGAGAGACGCCUUUGGAGAUGGCGGGACUGCAGAAUAUUAUUUCCCAGAAAGCACAGCUGCAACAGCGUGCGGGACGAAUUGGGGAGCUCGGCGGACCGGUGGAUAACCCGCCUCGCAUCGUGAUCCCUUGGUUGGAGUCUGCAUUGCCAAGACUGCGUUCGACGCUCGAUUUGCUUGCGACGACUGGCGCACUGGAAAGUCAGUCACCCACCCACAGCAGCCUGACCGGCUUUGUGGAGUACAUGGAAAAGCAGUUGGUCGCGACCAAGGCACGUGUUGUCACACCCACGUUGGCUGAGCCGGCAAUCGAACGUGCCAACUCGAGCGAGGUAUUCGAGGUCAUCCGCAAUUCCAUGGACACCUUCAGCGGCCAGCGGCUUCUGGUGCAUCUGCUCGACGUGCAAGCCUCUGUCCAGAACAGCUUGGCUCGCCUGCAACCAGAGGUGGACAAGAUCGGGCAGUGGGCAGGGAAGAACGACAACUAUUACUCGCGGCGGCGGCAGCGGCAGUUAAAGGCACUGGCUAAGGCAGAGGGCGGUCUGGAUGAGGAGGAGGAUGCUGAUGCGCCAUUUGUUCGCAACAGUCUGAUCUUCCCGCGCCUAAAAACGGGCCCCGACCCGUACUAA
Messenger RNA from Mycena indigotica, 5382 nucleotides. Its product is annotated as Ankyrin repeat protein. Gene Ontology annotation, molecular function: protein binding. The transcript has 12 exons. Lineage: Eukaryota; Fungi; Basidiomycota; Agaricomycetes; Agaricales; Mycenaceae. The record is from RefSeq and is a predicted model, not a curated record. Bases 1 to 5382 code for a protein of 1793 amino acids.